Messenger RNA from Notodromas monacha, 656 nucleotides. The record is from the annotation of a GenBank genome assembly. NCBI's taxonomy places the organism in Eukaryota, Metazoa, Arthropoda, Ostracoda, Podocopida, Cyprididae.
UAUAUUAUUAUUUUUCUUCAGGGAAAUAGUUGUGAAAGUACGCAGCGAUGGAACUUCCAGACAUCUACUACUACAAGCCGAUAUAUGUCGAAACUGCCUCUGGAAACAAAGUUUGUAAGCAGUCGGUACUGUCAGGAGCGCAGAACAUCAUUUUGAAUGGGAAAAAUAUUGUGAUGGAAGACUGCGUUGUGAGAGGAGAUUUAGCUGGAAUCAGAACCGGUCGCCAUUGCGUUAUCUCUCAGAAAACGAUACUCCAUCCACCCUUCAAGAAAUUUGCGAAGAAUGGGGCUUAUUUUCCUCUUCAUAUUGGAGACCAUGUUUUCAUUGGUGCGGAUUCUGUGAUAUGCGCUGGUACGAUCGGAACUUGCGUCCACAUCGGACGGGACUGUGUUAUCGGUGAAAAGAGUGUUUUAAAAGAUUGCUGCAUCAUUGAAGAUGGAACAGUCAUCCCCCCGCAAUCAGUCGUUCCUGCGUUUGCAAUUUAUUCGGGAAAUCCCGGGAGACAAAUUGGAGAAGCGCCAGAAUCCAUGGAGGACUUGAUGAUGGAAUACACUCGUUCAUUUUAUCGACAUUUCAAACCUGUUCUGGAUUUAGAAAAGGCGACGUCUGCUGCGUCAGCACCGAAUUCGGCCAGAAUUUGGUCUACCCAACAGUGA